Molecule: messenger RNA, 2397 nt
Organism: Arabidopsis thaliana (thale cress)
Lineage: Eukaryota; Viridiplantae; Streptophyta; Magnoliopsida; Brassicales; Brassicaceae
Product: basic helix-loop-helix (bHLH) DNA-binding superfamily protein
Exons: 5
Coding region: 116-1021 (301 amino acids)
Cellular component (GO): nucleus
Molecular function (GO): protein dimerization activity
Source: RefSeq, marked reviewed
CAAAUUCACAAUUAUUUUUUUCUGAUGAAAGUGGACAAGUCACAAAUGUCCAUAUGAGUUUCUGGGCGACUUCUAUCAGAAUUUUUGUUCAUAAUUUUUUUUAUUGUAUCAAGGGAUGACUUGGAAACCGAAGAUGCUUAUAUUAUCCCAUGAUCUAAUCUCACCAGAAAAAUACAUCAUGGGUGAAGAUGAUAUCGUGGAGCUCUUAGGGAAGAGCAGCCAAGUAGUUACAAGUAGCCAGACACAAACACCCUCUUGCGAUCCUCCUCUCAUUCUCCGGGGCAGCGGAAGCGGGGACGGAGAAGGAAAUGGUCCUCUACCGCAGCCUCCGCCUCCCCUGUACCAUCAGCAGAGUCUCUUUAUCCAAGAAGACGAAAUGGCUUCUUGGCUUCACCAGCCUAAUCGCCAAGAUUAUCUCUACUCCCAACUUCUUUACUCCGGAGUAGCCUCGACUCACCCGCAAAGUUUGGCCUCCCUAGAACCACCACCACCACCUAGGGCUCAGUACAUUCUGGCGGCGGAUAGACCGACCGGUCAUAUUUUGGCCGAGAGAAGGGCGGAGAAUUUUAUGAAUAUCUCGAGGCAAAGAGGGAACAUAUUUCUUGGCGGUGUUGAAGCUGUACCGUCGAACUCGACCCUGUUGUCUUCAGCCACUGAAUCAAUACCAGCGACUCACGGCACCGAGAGUCGAGCAACAGUCACUGGCGGAGUAUCUCGUACUUUUGCAGUUCCUGGUCUUGGUCCGAGGGGAAAGGCGGUGGCGAUUGAGACGGCGGGAACACAAUCUUGGGGGUUGUGCAAGGCCGAAACAGAGCCGGUUCAGAGACAACCAGCGACGGAGACGGAUAUCACCGAUGAACGGAAGAGAAAAACGAGAGAGGAAACAAAUGUCGAAAACCAGGGAACUGAAGAAGCUCGUGAUUCGACGUCUAGUAAGAGGUCACGAGCUGCAAUAAUGCAUAAACUCUCCGAAAGGGUUCUUAUGCUUCCAUUGGAAUUUCAAGAUUCUGAGUUUGAAUAAUGGACUAUCUGUUUCAUCUCCUUUAAAACUUGUUUUUUUUUUGUUAAACAGAGACGGAGACAAAAGAUUAACGAGAUGAUGAAGGCUUUGCAAGAACUCCUUCCUCGCUGCACAAAGACUGAUAGAUCUUCCAUGCUGGAUGAUGUUAUAGAGUACGUGAAAUCUCUACAGAGCCAAAUACAGGUAUGUCCUCAAAAACAGAAUGUGAGUUUGAACAUGGAAACAGUUUGAAUGUCCGCAGAUUCAUUUCCUGGAAGAUUUAUAAAGUUUAGAUGAGAUGGCCUAAUAGCCCUGUUCUUGAGGUCUUUGCUUCCCAAAUUUUGUAGGGUAAACAUUUAAGGAUCUUUAGGUCAUGAGUGAGAUUUCAUAUCUGAAUCGAGGUUUUUAUGCCAGAUGUUCUCAAUGGGACAUGUUAUGAUUCCACCGAUGAUGUAUGCGGGGAAUAUACAACAACAGUACAUGCCCCACAUGGCCAUGGGUAUGAAUCGGCCUCCUGCAUUCAUACCUUUCCCUAGGCAGGCUCAUAUGGCGGAAGGUGUAGGUCCUGUUGAUUUAUUUAGAGAGAAUGAAGAAACAGAGCAAGAGACAAUGUCUCUUCUCCUUAGAGAAGACAAAAGAACAAAACAGAAAAUGUUUUCUUGAACUGAAACUUGUUAGUUCUUUUAUUAAGACAAGACACACUCUUAUAUACAUGUUCACAUAACUACUCUACGUUGGUAACAGUUGUAACUUCUCCAACAAGUUACGUCUCUUACUCGCCUCCUUUCGUAGUCACAUGACGUCCGUUGACUUAACAUACAAACUAUAACAUAUAUGAUAUUACAAGAUUUAAUCAUGGACUCAAUUCUCAACAGGUCCAUCAUCAUAUCCACCACCGCGCUACCCUUUUCCAAACAUUCAGACCUUUGACCCAUCCAGAAUUCGUUUACAAAGUCCGCAGCCUAAUCUGGUGUCGAACCAACCUCAGAUGAAUCCCUAUAGCCAGUUUGUUGGUCACCACCGGAUCCAACAACCUCGUCCUCCAUUGCAGAGUCAAACAAGACCACAGGUGAGUUUCAGCCAAGCAAGUAGUAGCAAAGAACCUGAUGAUCAGGACAACAAACCAACAAGUUAGUACGAAUCAGGGAAUAAAGGCUUUUCUUGCUAGAUAAGUUAAUAGUCAAGAUUGUGAAUUUCAAUGGGUAAAGUCAUCCUACGUUCACAGUCUCACAGAUAAAUUUAUAACACAUUUAAUAAUAGAUUUUUUAGAAAUUUGCAAAAUUAAGGGAUAGAUUUGGCACAAACUCAUUAACGUCACACAAAAUAUGUAAAAAAAUUAAAAGGACGAGGCAGAAAAAGAUCAUGUUGUUUUCUAACGUCGAUACAAAAAACUCUGA